AUGUCUGGCUUGACUAUAAGAGAGACCAAAGUCCGCGAAAAGCCAUUAUACUCGGAACGUGUUUUGGAGCUGAACGCUAGUGAUGAGCGUGGGAUAGAGGUGAUACGGCAAAAGGUGAAGACUUUCGCUCAUUUGGCCGUGUCUGGUGGUACCGCAAGCACGAACGGUCCACCACCAUACAAGCUAAUUGUGUUGGACGAAGCUGAUUCCAUGACAGCUCCUGCACAGGUAGGUUUGUGGUGCAAUUAUUUUGACGGUACGCGACUCAAUAUUCUGUUCGGCUUGAAAAGCUUUGCUCCUUCAUGCCUUCCAUGCAUCCUAAGAAGAUCCAAUAUGUAA
This is a messenger RNA of Echinostoma caproni, 339 nucleotides long. Lineage: Eukaryota; Metazoa; Platyhelminthes; Trematoda; Plagiorchiida; Echinostomatidae. The record is from the annotation of a GenBank genome assembly.